CCCUGAUGAUUAUGUUUACAAAUUCAUAGUCAUCAAAAGUUUAAAAAUGAUUCAAAUUUUAUUGACUUGUUUGUGGGGUGGUGUUGGUAUGGCUAGACCCUUAUAUCCUGAUGCGCAAUACACACCCGCUGCUUCAGGGACAAGGCCACUAUGUGCAAAUAAAACUGUCACAUUUUGUGAGGAAGUUGACAAAUACCCAACAAAACUUAUUACAGAUCUUCUGGAUCAGAAAUUGUUUCCAAUUGAUGAACUAUUUACAGAUGAAAGGGAAGGUCUGGAGGAACCACCAGAAUAUAUGCUCAACGACGACAUCUUUCUAACCUAUAAAAACGCAAAAGAUCAAAGAAAAACUAGGUCAACAAGUGCAAACUCAGAGAGGCGGAACAGUAUUCAAAAAUGUCAGGGAUAUAAGAAGACAGUGGAACCAAAACUCGCCGUUAACAAAAUGGGAGAAUGGAAAUACAUUGUGCAAGACGAAAGUUCUGAAAUGAGGCAAAGAAUACAUAUCCAUUUAUGCAACAAAGACGAGGAAUGCAACCAUCGCUGUCAUCAAUUUUACUCAUCAAUUCAAAUGUUUUCAGUUGAUUCAAUGGGGAUGACGCACAAAGAAAGAUUUUGGAUGCCAAGUUCAUGUCAGUGUAUGGAGAACUUACCAAAGAACUUUUGAUCUGAAAUAUUAGCAGAAAUAUACGUUAAACACCGUGUAAAUAAUGUCCCCAUCUUAAUAUUUAAAAAAAAAACUCAUUUUUCAAUUUAUAUGUAAAUAUUAUUCAAAUGUAUAUAUUGCAUUAUUAUGUAAAUACGUUUUUCUGAGUAUAAACACAUUUUGAUCUUA
This is a messenger RNA of Parasteatoda tepidariorum (common house spider), 835 nucleotides long. Its product is annotated as neurotrophin 1. Gene Ontology annotation, biological process: innate immune response; central nervous system formation. Gene Ontology annotation, cellular component: extracellular region. The record is from RefSeq and is a predicted model, not a curated record. NCBI's taxonomy places the organism in Eukaryota, Metazoa, Arthropoda, Arachnida, Araneae, Theridiidae. Gene Ontology annotation, molecular function: growth factor activity; Toll binding.